Messenger RNA from Drechmeria coniospora, 1755 nucleotides. RefSeq names its product Heat shock protein 60 precursor. The transcript is spliced from 3 exons. The coding region runs from base 1 to 1755 and encodes 584 amino acids. The record is from RefSeq and is a predicted model, not a curated record. Gene Ontology annotation, cellular component: mitochondrial inner membrane; mitochondrial matrix. Gene Ontology annotation, biological process: mitochondrial unfolded protein response; protein refolding; apoptotic mitochondrial changes. Gene Ontology annotation, molecular function: ATP-dependent protein folding chaperone; protein-folding chaperone binding; ATP binding. Lineage: Eukaryota; Fungi; Ascomycota; Sordariomycetes; Hypocreales; Ophiocordycipitaceae.
AUGCAACGCGCGUUGAGCUCCCGGACUCGGGCUACCGCUCUGUCCUCUGCCGCCUCUCGCUACCGAGCUGGCGCCGGGCUGGGCCAGCAGCUCCGUUUCGCCCACAAGGAGCUCAAGUUCGGCGUUGAGGGUCGUGCCGCCCUGCUCGCCGGUGUUGACACCCUCGCAAAGGCCGUUGCCACCACGCUCGGUCCCAAAGGCCGAAAUGUCCUGAUCGAGUCCAGCUUCGGCUCCCCCAAGAUCACCAAGGAUGGUGUCACUGUUGCCAAGGCCGUGACGCUCAAGGACAAGUUUGAGAACCUCGGCGCCCGAUUGCUAUCGGACGUGGCCAACAAGACCAACGAGGCUGCCGGCGACGGUACCACCACCGCCACCGUCCUCGGCCGCGCCAUCUUCUCCGAGACGGUCAAGAAUGUCGCCGCCGGCUGCAACCCCAUGGACCUCCGCCGUGGCAUCCAGGCCGCCGUCGACGCCGUCGUCGACUACCUGCAAAAGAACAAGCGCGACAUCACGACGAGCGCCGAGAUUGCCCAAGUCGCCACCAUCAGCGCCAACGGCGACAGCCACGUCGGCGAGAUGAUCGCCAGCGCAAUGGAGAAGGUUGGCAAGGAGGGCGUCAUCACCGUCAAGGAGGGCAAGACGAUGCUGGAUGAGCUCGAUGUCACCGAGGGAAUGCGAUUCGACCGCGGCUUUGUCUCCCCCUACUUCAUCACCGACACCAAGUCUCAAAAGGUCGAGUUCGAGAACCCCCUGAUCCUCCUCUCCGAGAAGAAAAUCUCGGCUGUUCAGGACAUCAUCCCCGCCCUCGAGGCCUCGACCCAGCUGCGCCGACCCCUUGUCAUCAUCGCCGAGGACAUUGACGGUGAGGCCCUCGCCGUCUGCAUCCUCAACAAGCUCCGUGGCCAGCUCCAGGUGGCCGCCGUCAAGGCUCCCGGCUUCGGUGACAACCGCAAGUCCAUCCUCGGCGACAUUGCCGUCCUGACCAAGGGCACCGUCUUCUCCGACGAGCUCGACAUCAAGCUCGAGAAGGCCACGGCCGACAUGCUCGGAUCCACCGGCUCCAUCACCAUCACCAAGGAGGACACCAUCAUGCUCAACGGCGAGGGUACCAAGGACUCCAUCGCCCAGCGAUGCGAGCAGAUCCGCGGCGUCAUCGCCGACCCCACCACCUCCGAGUACGAGAAGGAGAAGCUCCAGGAGCGUCUGGCCAAGCUCUCCGGCGGCGUCGCCGUCCUUCGCGUCGGCGGUUCCUCCGAGGUGGAGGUCGGCGAGAAGAAGGACCGGUUCGUCGAUGCCCUCAACGCCACCCGCGCUGCCGUCGAGGAGGGUAUCCUGCCCGGUGGUGGUACCGCCCUCAUCAAGGCCGCGAGCCUGGCCCUCGGCGACGUCAAGGCCGCCAACUUUGACCAGCAGCUGGGCAUCACCAUCGUCAAGAACGCCAUCACCCGCCCCGCCCGGACGAUCAUCGAGAACGCCGGCCUCGAGGGUGCCGUCAUCGUUGGCAAGCUCCUCGAUGAGCACGCCGCCGACUUCAACAAGGGCUUCGACAGCGCCAAGGGCGAGUACGUCGACAUGAUCGCCGCCGGUAUCCUCGACCCCCUCAAGGUUGUCCGCACCGGCCUCAUCGACGCCUCCGGUGUCGCUUCGCUCCUCGGCACGACCGAGGUCGCCAUCGUCGACGCCCCCGAGGAGAAGCCUGCCGGUCCUCCGAUGGGCGGCAUGGGUGGCAUGGGCGGCAUGGGCGGCAUGAUGUAA